Danio rerio (zebrafish) is the source of this 1908-nucleotide messenger RNA. The record is from RefSeq and is a predicted model, not a curated record. NCBI's taxonomy places the organism in Eukaryota, Metazoa, Chordata, Actinopteri, Cypriniformes, Danionidae.
UAGUUUCUCGUCUACGUCACCAUCACUACUGUAGCACACUUCUCUCUCCUCGUGAGUUACGCAUGGAUGUUACACAGCCCGGUUACAGGACGACACUGAACUAUGGGAAUACCUGAGAAAUGCUGCAUCUGCAUUCAAGCGAGCAUAGACGAGAUUUUAUUCCUCAUUGGCGCCACAAAAUGAAUCCACGUGUAAUUUUGGCUUCUUUCUAUUUGAUUGCCACCGUUGGUUUUAUUCCAGUGUGUUUAUGUGCCCAGGGCAGAUAUGCAUUCAAGCUGCUUAAGGAUUUAUUCGUGAACUACACCAGUGCGCUGAGGCCUGUGGAGGACACAAACAACAUCAUUAACGUCACCCUGCAGAUCACCCUCUCGCAGAUCAUCGAUAUGGAUGAACGAAACCAGAUCCUCACAACAUACCUGUGGAUUCGCCAGGUCUGGUUUGAUGCCUACCUCACCUGGAAUACGACAGACUACGAUGGGCUUGAUACCAUCCGCAUACCUAGUAGUUAUGUAUGGAGACCCGAUGUUGUCCUAUAUAACAAUGCAGAUGACCAGUUCUCCAGCUCUAUGGAGACUAAUGUUGUGAUCCGCCAUGAUGGCCAGAUUAUGUGGGACCAGCCCGCAAUAACCAAGAGCUCCUGCAAAGUGGACGUUUCGUUUUUCCCCUUUGAUGUCCAACACUGCCGCCUCACCUUCGGUUCUUGGACUCACAACGGUAACCAGAUGGACCUUCAUAACGCCCUGGACAGUGCAGACUUGGCUGAUUUUGUGGAGAACGUGGAGUGGGAGGUUCAGGGAAUGCCUGCUAAAAAGAACGUGAUUCUAUAUGGCUGCUGCUCCGACCCCUAUCCAGACAUCACCUACACACUUCAUCUGAAGAGAAGAGCUUCCUUCUACAUCUUCAAUCUGCUCAUUCCCUGCAUGAUGAUCUCCUUCUUGGCUCCGCUGGGCUUCUACUUGCCGGCAGACUCUGGAGAGAAGGUGUCUUUAGGGGUCACAGUGCUACUGGCCCUUACAGUCUUCCAGCUUCUGGUUGCAGAGAGCAUGCCUCCUUCAGAGAAUGUGCCGCUUAUAGGGAAAUAUUACAUAGCCACAAUGACCAUGAUAACAGCCUCUACAGCCCUGACCAUCUUCAUUAUGAACAUCCACCACUGUGGACCAGAAGCCCAACCAGUUCCCUCAUGGGCGCGCCGAUUUAUCCUCAACUACCUGGCUCGGUUUUGCUUCGUCUACGAUAUGGGACAGAGCUGUGUGUCCGUUCACACAGAUCAACCAGCGAAGAAGGGAAACAACUGCACCAUAAAUGGCCAAGCUAGAGGGGAGGACUUUGCUUUGCGGCUACAUGAAGGGUGUUCACAAAAGGUGAAAGAUCAAUUUAAUGAAGAUGCCAGUCCAACGUUAUCUCCACAACAAAGAAAAGAGCACCAGUCUGGCUGGAGAAUUGGUACCUUUGUGGAGAUUGAGCAUGGAGAGUCUGCAGGAGCUACAGGAGAGACGGGAGCAUCAAGGAAAGAAUCGGUGAAAAAGAGGGAGAUACUUGUUGAAAGUCAGUGUUUGUGCCAUCAGCAAGCCCUUCUGAGGAACGUUGAGUACAUUGCCAACUUUUACCAAGAGCAAAAGGCCACACAAAGACGAAACGCGGAGUGGCGGAAGGUUGCUAAAGUCAUGGAUCGCUUCUUUAUGUGGAUAUUCUUCAUCAUGGUCUUCCUCAUGAGUUUGCUUAUUAUAGGGAAAGCUGUCUGAAUGUUUGAUAUGAAAGACAACUGGGGGCGUUGUGCAUAAACAUCUGCAUACUACAUUUGUGAGUAUUAAAAUGGAAAACAAACUGAGAUAAUGUCAUGGACUCUAAAGGCUCUAGUAUACUUUAAAUAAAAUUCUUUGUUUGAGAGUUAAAGGGCACAUAGGUUAC